CCUGUAGGAAUCAACUGUCGCCAGCAGAUGGCAGUAAUGCGACGACGUGGACGCAAGCUGCUGUUUCUCUGAAGCCAAAGACGAAGAAGAAAUAACAGUUUUAGUUUCACCACUACUGUGUUUCAAGGCUUGUGUAAUGGAAGAAAAUUACCCAUUUCCAGUGGAAUACGACUCUCUGUUUGCUGAAACAUUCAGUCAGGAGACUCAGUACAGUUUGUGCGGUCAGGAGCUGAAGAUAAGACAACUGUUUGGUGCGAACCUCGGCGUGGCUGCACCGGUCUGGGAAUCUGCGCUGCUUCUGUGUCGUUUCUUGGAGCAGCAGCAUGUGGAGCUGAGAGGAAAACGUGUCAUGGAGCUGGGAGCGGGGACCGGCGUGGUUGGUAUUUUAGCAGCUCGCUUCGGUGCAGCUGUGACCCUCACUGACCUUCCUCAUGCUGUCCCACAGCUCCAAGUCAAUGUCUCACACAACAUGCCAGCCGGUGGUUGGCCUUCUACUCCUCCCAGGGUCCUCCCUCUGUCCUGGGGUGAGGACCACCUGAACUUUACAUCUGACUGGGAUCUGGUGUUUGGCGCAGAUAUAAUUUACCUCCCAGACACAUUUCUGCUGCUCAUGAAGACACUAAGUCAUUUGUGUAAGAAGGGCGCUGUCGUUUAUUUCUCGUCCAAGAUGCGGGGAGAGCACGGGACUCAGCGUUUCUUUGAAGAAUGUCUGCCAAGCAGAUUUAAUGUGGCACUUGUGCACCGUGAUGAGCAACAAAACAUUAAUAUCUACAAGGCAUCUUUGAAAACAGAUGAGUGAAAGCUGGAGCAGCUGUUUUUAGGACUGGAACUAGGAUGUACUGAAACAAUUCAUGGAUCAAAUGUCUUAGAUAUUUUUUUAAAUAACAGCGAAAACAAUCCGCAAAGCAUGUUGCACAUUCUUAAUUUUAAAAUGAAGUGAAUCAUACAAAAGAUGGAGGUUACCUGUCGAGCUGCACUAUGUCAUGGAAGUUACUUUUUUACUCAACUGACUAUAAGAUUUUUAUGGGCCUUUAUGGCAGGUACUCAUAUAUUUUUAAAGGGAUUUUAUAUGAUUUGAAAAGGAAACACAGUCUUUUGUAAUUAUUAAAGUAUCCUAAUGAAUA
Messenger RNA from Solea senegalensis (Senegalese sole), 1124 nucleotides. RefSeq names its product EEF1A lysine methyltransferase 3-like. The record is from RefSeq and is a predicted model, not a curated record. Gene Ontology annotation, biological process: peptidyl-lysine methylation. Bases 137 to 799 code for a protein of 220 amino acids. Gene Ontology annotation, cellular component: cytosol; cytoplasm. The transcript is spliced from 3 exons. NCBI's taxonomy places the organism in Eukaryota, Metazoa, Chordata, Actinopteri, Pleuronectiformes, Soleidae. Gene Ontology annotation, molecular function: protein-lysine N-methyltransferase activity.